Messenger RNA from Alosa sapidissima (American shad), 939 nucleotides. RefSeq names its product sialidase-3-like. Gene Ontology annotation, cellular component: cytoplasm; lysosome; membrane. Gene Ontology annotation, biological process: ganglioside catabolic process; oligosaccharide catabolic process. Gene Ontology annotation, molecular function: exo-alpha-sialidase activity. NCBI's taxonomy places the organism in Eukaryota, Metazoa, Chordata, Actinopteri, Clupeiformes, Clupeidae. The record is from RefSeq and is a predicted model, not a curated record.
CUAAUAGGCUAAUAGUUUGAUUGAUCGGAGCACUCUGAAGGCCGAUCAGAAGAGCUGCAAAUGACGCAAAAUGGUCGAUUCAGGAGCUCAGCAUGUCUGCCAGAGUACCGCACCAUGAACCCUUGUCCUGUCUUUGAAAAGAACACUCAGACUCUGUUUCUGUUUUUCAUCUGUGUCUUUCGGAAAACCACAGAGCAAUUUCAGAUAUGUACAGGCAAGAACAGAGCUCGCCUCUGUUAUGUCACUAGCUCUGAUUAUGGCCAGAGUUGGAGUGAGGUGAAAGACUUGACCGAGAGUGUGAUAAGUAGGAGCAUUCAGAAAUGGGCGACAUUCGCAGUAGGACCAGGGCAUGGCAUUCAAAUGAAGAGCGGAAGGCUUAUCAUUCCAGCUUACGUGUUUUACAUUCACCACAGAUGUUUCUGUUUUCCCCUGCCAUGCUCAGUCAAGCCUCAUGCAUUAGCCUUCUACAGUGAUGACUAUGGGAAGACGUGGCAGCCCUUGCCUGUGACCACUGCACUAUCUGCUUCGACAAUGAAGUCAUGUGAGUGUCAAAUGGCUGAAGUUACAGACCAUGCAGGUCAAAGUUAUUUGUAUUGCAAUGCUCGUAAUACUCGUAACAGCCAUGGCCACAGAAUAGAGGCUAUAAGCGGAGAUAAGGGAGCAGACUUUGCUCAGGCCCACCUAGCACAGGAGCUAGUGGAGCAGCCCCAUGGGUGCCAAGGUAGUGUAGUUGCUCCAUUGAAUGCAUCUCGGUGGGAGGCCCUCUGGAAACUUCAUCAUGGCCCAAGUGGCUACUCAGAUUUGGCUUACUGUGAAGACCAAGACAUGUUUGUCUGUCUCAUGGAAUAUGGUGAGAAGAAUGAGCUUGAGGAGAUUGCUUCUGUGCAGUUUGAUCUCAGAAAUAUCAUGUUUUCCACUGAUAUUCAGUCUUCCCUUUAA